GAGUACUUAUUAUCAUUGAAUGUGAAGAAUUUAUCGAAAAACACAUUUUUUUGGUCUUUUCCUUUUUUUUUAUCUCCCCUCCUCUCUUCUCUCUCUUUCAAAUCUACAGAGUGCUCCGUAUUUGUGUAUUAUUUACUUAUCCUAAUUUCUCUCGGUUGCUCCAAAAACGGCCACUUCGUCAUUGAUCCCGAAUUCACAUCGGCCUACCAUCUCGGCAUCAUAUUACCUCAAAUUGCUCUGUGUUAGACUUUCUCAUUUGGAGAUAGCUGCCUCUCAAAUUAUAGUACAAUGACAGACCAGAACUCCUCCACAAACCCAGUCACCAUCGUGGUUGAGCAUUUGGACCCUGAAUUGGGGGCUUGGUCGGCCUUGGAAUAUGGCUGCAUCGCUCGCGAAUCGCAUGCGGCUGGCAGCCGAUUUCUCCUUAGUUCAGUGCCCACCUCCCUGCAGAUGCCAGAAGAGUUGGCCGCGACAGAAGGGUUAAAAGUCGAGCACCGCAGCAUUGAAGAGAUUUUUGCGGAUCGAAAGUCUAAGGUUUGUCUGUUAGACCCCGCGGCUCAGGCUGAACUGAGCCCCGCCGAUGGAGAAAUUUUUGAAGUGUUCCUUUUCGGGGGCAUCCUUGGCGAUCAUCCUCCGCGAGAUCGCACGUCCGAAUUGAGAAAGAAGGGUUAUGCUGGAAGACGACUCGGUCCCAAACAGAUGACCACUGAUACAGCCGUGCGCGUCACCCGCAUGGUUGUGCAUGAGAAAGUACCCCUAGAGAAGAUCCAGUAUAUCGACCACCCGGAGAUUCUAAUCAGUGAGCAUGAACGAACUGAAAUGCCCUUCCGCUACGUGAAAGGUGAUGAUGGACAACCUAUCAUGCCUCAGGGGAUGGUUGAUCUUAUCAAAAAGGACGCCGACCAGGGCAUUGAUGAUCUUUUCUGAUCUGGGUUGGAGAGUCCUCUACAAGGUGUAUAAGGAGGGGAAGAGUAAGGGAGGGACAAGAGGUUGAGC
This is a messenger RNA of Aspergillus pseudonomiae, 996 nucleotides long. Its product is annotated as SAM-dependent methyltransferase. The record is from RefSeq and is a predicted model, not a curated record. Gene Ontology annotation, biological process: peptidyl-arginine methylation. NCBI's taxonomy places the organism in Eukaryota, Fungi, Ascomycota, Eurotiomycetes, Eurotiales, Aspergillaceae. The transcript is spliced from 5 exons. Gene Ontology annotation, molecular function: protein-arginine omega-N monomethyltransferase activity. The coding region runs from base 289 to 927 and encodes 212 amino acids.